AUGGCAUUAGAAACGGUAUACGCAAUUCACUCAUUUUCAGCUGAAAAAGGAGAUGAGAUUAGUUUUGAAUAUGGUGAACCUAUUUUGGUUUUUGAAAAGGAUGAAAUGUAUGGUGAUGGAUGGUGGCAGGGAAAGAAUGUUCGUGGAGAAAUAGGAUUAUUUCCUAUGAAUUACACAAGCUAUUCAAAACCUUUACCACCAUCACCUAAAUUUCAUCGACAUAAUAAAUUAACCUACAACAACAAUAAAAGUAACAAUAGUAAUCGUAACAGUAAACGUGAUAGUAUAAAUUUUAAUAACUAUAGAAUUCCCCUCACAAAUCAAUACAAUUAUCAUUCCAUUGAUGGAAUGAUUGAUGAUAUUCAAUCAAAAUCAGAUGAAACAAGUUUAAACAAUUUAAUAGAAAAAGUGUCAGAAACUGGAGGUGGAAUAAAAGGGGAGAAAGAUGAACAAUUCCAUCCCACUAUGUGGAAUGUAGAAAAGGUUUGUUCAUGGUUACAUGAAAAAGGGUUUGAUUCAGUAAUGCAAAAAAAUUUUCGUGACAACGAUAUUACUGGAGACAUACUUCUUGAUUUAAAUACAGAUAUGCUAAAGGAAUUGAAUAUUGCAUCAUUUGGUAAACGUGUUCAUAUAAUGAAUGCUAUUACUGCACUGAAAUCCGAAUUUUCAAUAAAUGAUAAAAAUAAAGAAGAUGAGAAGGAUGAUAGCUCUGAAUAUGAAGAGCAAAUUUUUGUUGAUCAAAAACCAUCAUCCCGUAAACUUGGAAAUCGGAAAUAUUCAAUAUCAAAUCCUUCUUUAUCAAAAUAUCCCGACAACAAUGAUACCAAUAUCACUCAUGAAGGAUUCCAAAAUAGGUCGCAAAGAUCCUCUACGGCCGUUAAGUUCUCAAAUGAUACUAAGAAAGCUUCAUACCCUCAUCAAGCAACUUUACAAAAAUCUGAAUCCAAAUUUUCAAAUAAAGAGAAUAGUGAUGAAAAGAAUAAUAAAUCACAAAGAUCGAUUUUUUCAAAAAUGAGUCAAUUAACAAAAUCAAAUAAUAAUAAGAAAACUCAAAAAUCGCUUAGUAUGUUUUCACCACAAAAGAAAACAGACAAACCACGUACAAUAUCUACAGAUGUUCUUGAUUCUAUUGGUGUACCUGAUCAUGAAGGAUGGUUAAAGAAGCAAGGUAACAAAUACAAAGUUUGGAAAUCAAGAUUAUGUAUAUUGAAGGAUGCUAAUCUUUACUAUCUGAAAACUGACAAGAAUUUGAAUUCAGUUAUAGUCAAAGGUCAUAUAAAUCUAACAAACUAUCGCGUAAUACCAGAUGAGAACCUUUUAUAUGGAAAGUACGGAUUUAAGUUAGUACAUGAUACAAAUAGAACUCAUUAUUUUGCCCAUGAUGACCAGCAAUCAAUAAAAGAAUGGAUGAAAGCUAUUAUGAAAGCAACUAUAUCAAGAGAUGUUAAAGUACCAGUAAUAUCAUCAAAUAAUAUAAUAACUAUGCCACUUGAUGAAGCUAGAAAAAUGGCUCCAAGACCUCCUCCUCUACCGCCUUCUUCACCAUCUCAUUUUUCUACUUUUCCAACACAACGACAACCAAGGACAAAUAUUCUAUUAGCUUCAAAAGCCUCUUCUCCCACAUUAAGACCUGAAUCACCACCACUAUCAAUUAGAUCAAUUAGGCUUGAAGAGAGACUUGCAAACACGAAAAAUACCAAUGACAAUGAUUGGAUUAUAAAGGAAUUUGAAACAAUUUAUUAA
Messenger RNA from Entrophospora sp. SA101, 1743 nucleotides. The record is from the annotation of a GenBank genome assembly. Lineage: Eukaryota; Fungi; Glomeromycota; Glomeromycetes; Entrophosporales; Entrophosporaceae.